AUGAACUCGUCGAUCUUGUGCCUUCUCGUGCUCGUCUCCGUCUGCUCGGCCUGCCCAGGAUUGUUCGGAAUGGGAGGUGGUGGUGGAGGGUGUGGAUGUGCACCACCACCACCACCACCAUCUUGUGGCUGUGGCGGAAGGAAGAAGAGAUCGUUGCCCGAGAAGCCAGCCAAGCCCGAAUUCUUCGGAAUCGCGAGCAAUGAUCAAGAUGCUCUUUGCAACAGUCCUCAACUCAAAAAGAUGAUCACUGAGAACAUGCAUCCAACAUCUGUCGACUCGUCGAAAGCCCUUCAAACCGCUUUGGAAGCUGCCAAUCUUCAGAGAUAUGUCGUCGUGUGCACCGAGACAGCCUUCGUUUACACUGUUCGCGCAGAUACUGCCUAUUGUGGAAGCCACAAAAAUGCGCAUUAUUGUCAUGUGUUCGCCGUCUAA
Molecule: messenger RNA, 432 nt
Organism: Caenorhabditis bovis
Lineage: Eukaryota; Metazoa; Nematoda; Chromadorea; Rhabditida; Rhabditidae
Source: the annotation of a GenBank genome assembly